GCCUUAGCUGGUCAUGCAAUGCUGAGCAGUAAGGAAGACUUGGGGUCAGCUUGUCUGGCUACAGGGCAAGAAUUGUGGGCAUCAUGGGGGUGUGUGUGAGUGGGGCUCCAGGGUGAGACCUAGCCCCCGCCCCCAGGAGUUCAAGGGGGUGGGGGUGGGGCUGAGGAUAGGAUGGCUCGGGGUGGGCUGGGGGCAGAAGAGGCCUCCCUCCGCUCAAACGCAUUGUCCUGGCUGGCUUGUGGGCUCCUGGCCCUGCUGGCCAAUGCCUGGAUCAUCCUUAGCAUUUCAGCCAAACAGCAGAAGCACAAGCCACUGGAGUUGCUGCUCUGCUUCCUGGCGGGUACACAUAUACUCAUGGCGGCCGUGCCCCUGACCACGUUUGCUGUGGUGCAGCUAAGGCGCCAGGCUUCCUCUGACUAUGACUGGAACGAGAGCAUCUGCAAGGUCUUCGUGUCCACCUACUACACGCUGGCCCUGGCCACCUGCUUCACAGUUGCCUCGCUGUCCUACCAUCGCAUGUGGAUGGUGCGCUGGCCCGUCAACUACCGCCUCAGCAACGCCAAGAAGCAGGCACUGCAUGCGGUCAUGGGCAUCUGGAUGGUCAGCUUCAUCCUUUCCACGCUGCCCUCCAUAGGCUGGCAUAACAACGGCGAGCGCUACUACGCCCGAGGCUGCCAGUUCAUAGUCUCCAAGAUUGGCCUCGGCUUCGGCGUUUGCUUCAGCCUCUUGCUUCUUGGGGGCAUUGUCAUGGGGUUGGUCUGUGUGGCUAUCACUUUCUAUCAGACACUGUGGGCCCGGCCCCGGAGGGCUCGGCAGGCCCGGAAAGCUGGGGGCAGUGUGGGAGCCAAAGUGGGUGGGCUGGGGGGCUUGGGUACCCGGCCAGCUUUUGAGGUGCCGGCCAUUGUGGUGGAGGACACUCGAGGGAAGCGGCGGUCCUCAUUGGAUGGCUCUGAAUCUGCCAAGACAUCUUUGCAGGUCACCAACUUGGUCAGCGCCAUCGUCUUUCUCUACGACUCACUCACAGGGGUGCCCAUCUUGGUGGUGAGCUUCUUCUCCUUGAAGUCCGACUCCGCCCCGCCGUGGAUGGUGCUGGCUGUGCUGUGGUGCUCCAUGGCACAGACGCUGCUCCUGCCCUCCUUCAUCUGGUCCUGUGAGCGCUACCGUGCAGACGUGCGCACAGUGUGGGAGCAGUGUGUGGCUAUCAUGUCCGAGGAUGACGGCGAUGACGAUGGGGCCUGCGAUGACUACACAGAUGGCCGUGUGUGCAAAAUCCGUUUUGAUGCUAAUGGAGCCACAGGGUCCGGGGGUCGGGACCCCACCCAGGUGAAGCUGCUGCCCGGACGGCAUAUGCUGUUUCCGCCUCUUGAGAGAGUACACUAUUUACAGGUCCCUUUGUCCCGCCGACUGUCCCAUGAUGAGACCAACAUCUUUUCUACUCCUCGGGCACCAGGCUCCUUCCUGCACAAAUGGUCAUCAUCCGAUGAUAUCCGGAUCCUCCCGGCGCAGAGCCGAGCCCUUGGGGGCCCUCCUGAAUACCUGGGACAGAGACACAGGCUGGAGGGCGAAGAGGAGGAGGAGGAGGCUGAAGGCGGGGGCUUAGCCAGCCUUCGCCAGUUUCUAGAAAGUGGGGUUCUGGGGUCAGGUGGGGGACCCCCAAGAGGUCCAGGUUUCUUCCGGGAGGAGAUCACCACCUUCAUCGAUGAAACACCUUUACCUUCUCCAACUGCGUCACCAGGACCCUCUCCUCGUAGGCCCAGGCCACUGAGUUUUUCACCAAGACGCCUCUCCCUUGGGUCUCCUGAUAGCCGAGCUGUUGGACUUCCUCUGGGGCUAAGUGCAGGGAGACGCUGUUCUCUGACAGGCAGCGAGGGAAGCUCAAGGGCUUGGGGAAGACCCUGGGGCCCAGGCAACCCCAUCUUUCCCCAGCUGACCCUGUGAGGCCACGUGGGCCUGCUUAACUCAGAGGAGGGGGUGUGGGUGCGCACUCCUCGUUCUGGGCCCCGAGCCU
Messenger RNA from Phodopus roborovskii (desert hamster), 2008 nucleotides. It is a transcript of the gene Gpr162, whose product is annotated as G protein-coupled receptor 162. The coding region runs from base 172 to 1938 and encodes 588 amino acids. Gene Ontology annotation, biological process: G protein-coupled receptor signaling pathway. The transcript is spliced from 4 exons. NCBI's taxonomy places the organism in Eukaryota, Metazoa, Chordata, Mammalia, Rodentia, Cricetidae. The record is from RefSeq and is a predicted model, not a curated record. Gene Ontology annotation, cellular component: membrane. Gene Ontology annotation, molecular function: G protein-coupled receptor activity.